UCCGCGCGUCACGCGGACAUUCUCAUGCGUAGAACCCGGACUGAAAAGCAACUGAAAUAAACUACCUUUACUUGACCUUUUCUCGAUAUUGAUGCGUUUCAAUUCUGAAAAGAGAACGGGAAAGGGAGUUGAUUUUUCAUUUUUUUGCUUGUAAAUAACUGCAAAGAUACAGCUCAGCGAGCGCAGCGCAGCAUGUUCAUCUCUGGAGGCUUUUGGUGGAAACGGGUGACUACGUUGCUUCCCCUUAGUCUGCUGCAGAUGGUGUGGGAGACGACGGAGGCCAUUCACCCAGAUUGUGCCCUCGUGGUUCAACACAUGAAGGCUCAGGAAGAAUGCAGCCAGAUCAUCAAACAGCAAGAAAACAAGCUCUCCACUGGGACAGGGUGCCCAACAGUGUGGGAUGAGAUUCGCUGCUGGUAUCGUGCUGAGGUGGGACAGGUGGUCGGUGUAUCAUGUGCCAAUAUCUCCCAGCUGUUUAAUAACAAAGGUUACAUCUACAGGAACUGCACAGAAAGCGGAUGGUCUGCGCUGUACCCAAACUAUACAGAAGCCUGUGAUUUUGCAGAUGACAGUGAAGCAGAAUCAGAGACAACCUACUUCUCCAACUUCAAACAGGUGUAUACAGCUGGCUAUGCUACCUCCCUCAUCUCUCUUAUAUCUGCCAUUUUUGUCUUUAUAGUAUUCAGGAAGUUUCACUGCACCAGGAACUACAUCCAUAUGAACCUCUUCUUCUCUUUCAUCUUGAGAGCGAGCGCCGUCUUCAUUAAAGAUGAAAUUCUCUUCUCCGACGAAGACCUGGACCACUGUUUCAUGUCAAGUACAUCCUGUAAAUCAGCAGUGGCCUUCUUUCAGUUUAGUAUCCUAGCCAACUACUUCUGGCUCUUGGUGGAGGGCAUGUACUUGCAGACCCUGCUGGCUCUCACAUUUGUCUUCCAGAAAAAGUACUUCUGGUGGUACAUUCUAAUUGGCUGGGGUCUCCCAACAACAAUCAUAACUGUAUGGGUCUUGACUCGGAACUUCUAUGACAACAGAGGCUGCUGGGAUGACACAGAUGUGGCCUUUAUCUGGUGGAUCAUAAAAGCUCCAAUAACCGCAUCAUUACUGGUAAACUUCCUCAUCUUCAUCAAUGUGAUCCGUAUUCUGGUGCAGAAACUGCGAUCCCCCGGUGUCGGCGGCAGCGAUACCAGUCACUUCAAGAGACUGGCCAAAUCCACUCUGCUGCUCAUUCCGCUGUUUGGGAUGCACUAUAUGGUUUUUGCUUUCCUACCAGAAAACACAGGAGCAGAGGCUCGUCUUUUCAUAGAGCUUGGUUUGGGAUCCUUUCAGGGAUUUGUUGUUGCCCUACUCUACUGUUUCUUAAAUGGUGAGGUGCAGGCAGAACUGAAGAAGAGAUUUUGGAAGUGGCAGACUCAGAGUUACCUGCGUUAUAGUAAACGACGUCGAACCUUGUUCACUGAAGGCAGCACGGUGACUCAGAUAUCUGUCCUUGACAAAUCCAGCCCCAAAGGUCUGCCAGGCUCUGGGACAAAUGCCCUCUCAAGUAUUGUGACACCCUGCAACAUCUCCACAGUUUGAGAAACAUCUGUAGACCUAUUUCUAUUAUCACUGAAGUUACAUGCCGAAUAAGAUCCCGAUCAAGUGACUAAAUCACGGAGCUUGUUUGAAUGCAUCUUUCCAUUUUGUACAGUGGGAAUCGACUGCAAAAUUCCAUCAAGUUUGGAAAGUAUACAGACAUAAGUGCAGGGUAGUCAUGAUGAACAUCUGAUCAUAUCUCCAUUGUCUUGUGUUGAUUAUUCAUCCUCAAAUACAAUAAAUAUUGUG
Molecule: messenger RNA, 1821 nt
Organism: Phyllopteryx taeniolatus (common seadragon)
Lineage: Eukaryota; Metazoa; Chordata; Actinopteri; Syngnathiformes; Syngnathidae
Product: pituitary adenylate cyclase-activating polypeptide type I receptor-like
Exons: 13
Coding region: 193-1575 (460 amino acids)
Biological process (GO): adenylate cyclase-modulating G protein-coupled receptor signaling pathway; cell surface receptor signaling pathway
Cellular component (GO): plasma membrane
Molecular function (GO): vasoactive intestinal polypeptide receptor activity; G protein-coupled peptide receptor activity; peptide hormone binding
Source: RefSeq, a predicted model, not a curated record